This is a messenger RNA of Osmerus eperlanus (European smelt), 3423 nucleotides long. RefSeq names its product RNA-binding protein 5-like. The record is from RefSeq and is a predicted model, not a curated record. Gene Ontology annotation, molecular function: RNA binding. The coding region runs from base 449 to 3019 and encodes 856 amino acids. The transcript is spliced from 25 exons. Gene Ontology annotation, biological process: mRNA splicing, via spliceosome. Gene Ontology annotation, cellular component: nucleus. Lineage: Eukaryota; Metazoa; Chordata; Actinopteri; Osmeriformes; Osmeridae.
CAAUAUAAGAAAAUAUUUGACUGUUUCUUAAACUGGUAGGCCUACAGUGCGCAAAUGCGUUACUAGUCAGAAAAACAUGUAUUGCUCGUAAUCUUCUUUAAAACUAAAACCCACAAAAGUGGAAGUCAUUGACAUUGGCAGCCGAGGAUAGCUAACUAGUAUGUUGACGGCAGCAGCAUUGCAAAGCAAAUUUGAAGAAGAAGCCCAGAAGAAGCAGCCGCUGCAAGGGCGUCCCUCGUCGUAAACAUCGCCAUCUUUAAUCAGACACAACAACAGCCCCACUUUAGCGAGUCACCUAGCGUUAGGGGAUCAACACUAUAUGAUGAACUGAGUUGGAGGAAUAAUAUAGACGAAUCUAGGCCAUUAUCGUUUGCAGCGUUCGUGUAUCUUUUGACGAGUGUGGCCAAAUUUGGAGUGAAAAGUACUGCAAACUUCCCAACACUUUACCAUGGGAGCAGAUAAAAGAUUAGGUCGCAGUGAACGUAGCGGGAGAUAUGGUUCUGAUGGGGGUCGCGAGGACUCAGAGUGGCGUGAGAGACGGGACAGAGACCCAGAAAGGGACUAUGAUCGGCGCUGGGGAGAUGAAAGACAAAGAGAUCGAUAUGAAGAUCGCAGAGACAGAGAAAGCCCAGAGAGGGGGAGAAAGCGACAUAACAGUGACAGAUCGGAAGAUGGUUAUCACUCUGAUGGUGAUUACCAGGACCAGGACCCCGACUACAGGAUGGAGCAGGAGGAGGAGAGCAAAACUAUCAUGCUCAGGGGCCUGUCCCUCAACGUCAUAGAGGAGGAUAUCCGGGUAGCCCUCGAGCAGCUGCAGGGACCCCAGCCUGUGGACAUCCGUCUGAUGAAGAAGAGAACAGGUAUAAGCCGAGGUUUCGCCUUCGUGGAGUUUUAUCACUUGCAAGAUGCUACCCGAUGGAUGGAGACCAAUCAGAACCAGUUGGAGAUCCAGGGGAAGAGCAUAGCCUGUCACUACAGCAAUCGGAAACACAAGUUUGAAAACUGGCUGUGCAACUCUUGCGGCCUGUACAAUUUCCGGAAGAGGCUGAAGUGCUUCAGGUGUGGAGCAGUCAAAGUUGAGGGAGAGUCUGCUGGUCCCAGUGGUGUCAACACAGAGCCUCAACACACCGGAGAUUUCUAUGGAGACACUAUCAUUCUGAGGAACAUCGCCCCCCUGAGCAGCGUUGAGGCUAUCCUGACCAUGCUGGCUCCCUACGCCCACCUUUCUGCCGGCAACAUCCGUCUCAUCAAAGACAAGCAGACCGGACAGAACCGAGGCUUUGCCUUCGUGCAGCUCUCUUCUCCACUAGAGGCCUCCCAGCUUCUCACCAUUCUCCAGGGCCUACAGCCUCCUCUCAAACUGGAUGGGAAGACCAUAGGUGUAGACUACGCCAAGAGUGCCAGGAAAGACCUGUUGACGCCAGAUGGGAGCAGAGUCAGUGCCUUCUCUGUUGCGAGCACCGCCAUCGCUGCUGCCCAGUGGUCCUCCAGCCAGCUUCAGCAGGGACUGGGUGCAACCACAGAGUAUGGCGCCCUGCAGGAGGGCUACAGGCAGUACACACAGAACUACCAGCCGUGGCCCCAGCUGGAAGGACUGGCCACUACUUCUCUUGGGGAUGGAAUAUUAGGAGCUGCCCCAGGAGUGAAGACUCUGAUCCCUUCAGCCGCAGGGGUGGUUGUGUCCCAGACCGCCCAAGUCUACCAGCCUCACAUCCUCACUCAGACAGCGCUGCAGCAGUCUCACCCGCUGCUAGGUCACCUAGACGUGGCCCACCAGGCAGCAGUCCUGGUUCCCUCCUCAGCCCUGGGUACGGCUGCACCCUCUGCGGCUGCCAGCGCUGCUCCCAGCGCUGCUCCCACUGACAAAACCCACGUUGUUCCUGACAUCUCUACCUACCAGUAUGAUGAGGCGUCAGGGUACUACUAUGACCAACAGACUGGUCUGUACUAUGAUUCCAACAGCCAGUACUACUACAACUCCCAGACCCAGCAGUACCUGUACUGGGAUAGUGAGCAGCAGGCGUACGUCCCUGCCCCAGCAGCAGCAGCCCCAGCAGAGGGCAGCUCAGAGCAGGCUGCUGCCUCCAGCUCCACAGCGCAGGCCUCCACCACACCUGGGAAAGAGGCCAAGGAGAAGAAGGACAAGCCCAAGAGCAAGUCUGCACAGCAGAUUGCUAAAGAUAUGGAGCGCUGGGCAAAGAGUCUGAACAAGCAGAAGGAGAGCUUCAAGAGCGGCUUCCAGACCUUGCAGGGCAGGGAGGAGGAGAAGAGGGAGUCUGCUGCGGCCGACGCUGGCUUCACACUGUUCGAGAAGCAUGGUGCAGGGUUUGAGGCCCAGCCCCUGAUGCUGCCCCCUGAGCAGGUGAAGAGUGCAGAACUGGUGAUCCCAGCCAAGAGUGGCCUGGUGGCAGCCUACAGUGGGGACAGUGACCCAGAGGAGGCAGCGGCGGCGUCCUUUGAGCGGUCUGAGGAAGGAAGUGACAAGCUGAUGGACUGGAACAAGAUGGCCUGCCUGCUCUGCCGACGACAGUUCCCCAACAAAGAGGCCUUGCUGCGCCACCAACAGCUCUCUGACUUGCACAAGCAAAACAUGGAAAUUCACAGACGAUCUAAACUAUCAGAGGCGGAACUUGAGGAAUUGGAGAGGAAGGAGACGGAGCUGAAGUAUCGAGACAGGGCUGCUGAACGAAGGGAAAAAUAUGGAGUUCCUGAACCUCCAGCACCGAAGAAGAAGAAAUUCUAUCAGCCUCCCACCCCAACUGUGAACUAUGAGCAGCCCACGAAAGAUGGCCUCACGAGUGACAACAUCGGCAACAAGAUGCUGCAGGCCAUGGGCUGGCAGGAGGGCAAGGGUCUGGGGCGCAACCAGCAGGGCAUCACAGCGCCCAUCUCGGCCUCAUUAAGGACAAAGGGUACAGGCUUGGGCAUUAAAGGAAGCUCCUAUGAACUCUCAGCAUCUGACACCUACAAGGAUGCUGUUCGCAAAGCCAUGUUUGCACGCUUUACUGAAAUAGAGUAAACCAUCUACCUGCUUUUUCACAAUUUGAACAAUACGAGAUACAUCGUUUAUUGAAUAUAAUUUACUACUGCCUUGUGUUUAUUCCAGAUGUUUCGUUAUAAUUGAAUAUCCAACAAUUCGGUAUAUUUUUGGUUAAUGAAAAGCUCCUGAUUUGGGUUGGGGGGGGGGGGUUAGUGGGGUGAGAAACUGAUGUUGAAGGUAUCUGACAGAUCUGUUCCUAGGCCAAACUAUUCAUGACAUAGUACGAAUGUGUCAUGCUUUUUUUUUUUACAUGAUGAAAUGCUUUCUAGCAUUUUGUUGAGAAUGUACAGUGUGUAUAGUUUUUGUUGUUGUACAGAAUAGGAAUGGUGUGACUCUGCUGUGUUUGUCUUUGAGAGAUAAAAUAAAACAUCAAUAAAACUUGA